AUGGCCCCGUUCAUCCCCAAGACCCGUGCGGGCCGCACGACCUCGUCGUUCCGUGCUCGCAAGCACAGUUCGAACAAGUCUAGCGGCUCGCGUGCCCGCAAGGCUCGCUCGAUCCGUCCUGGCACCUGCGCCAAUUGCGCUUGCACAGAGCAUUACACCAACCUCUGGCGCAGCGACCGUGGUGGUGGUCUCGCCGGCAAGAACCAUGGUGAUAGACCCAUGUUGUGUAACGCUUGUGGCCUCUGGCUUGCCGAAAAGGGAUACCCUCGUCCAAAGGAGCAGUGGAAGUGGCUCAAGAAAGCCCACGAGGACGCCCUGGAGGCCCGCAAGACCGCCAUUGUGGCUGGAGCCGACCCUGCCAAUGUGCCCAUUGAGAUGUUCCUUCCCGAGUCUUACGCGGCGGCUCCUGUCAUGCCCAUAGCUGCCAUUCGUCGCUCUUCAAGUGCGUCUGACAUGCUGCCGCUUCCCCCCAAGACACCCGAGGAGCCUCUCCCCCGUCUCCCAAGUACGCCCUCGCCGCGUGUCCGUGCCCGUCGCCGUCCCUCGGCGAUCUUGACCAAGAGACCCGCCCCAACCACGACAUUCCCCGCUGGGUCCGUCGACGUCGAACUGCCCCCCGCUGAGCAGGACCAGCAUACGGCCGCCAAGGCCCUGCUGGGCCUGUGCACCCAGGCAUGGGAGGAAAAGGUCCGCAGCCCCAUCCUUCCACCCACUCCCACGUCGCCCGUGCGCUGGAGUUUGCUGGAUGGCAAGCUGCCCUCUCCAUCGUGGAUUGAGCGCCGCACGCGCCGCCCACCCAUUAUCCCUCCCCCCGCGGGGUUCCAUUCUAACCCUCGUGCCCUUACGUACGAUACCGACCUGCCUUUCGAUGCGGGCGUCAUGCCCUCCCCAUCCUUACCCGUCCCACGGCAGUCGGGGUACCGCGGCCUUGCGGCCUCGUACUUUGAGAGCAGCAAUAGCGACCGCCGUCCCAAGUACUCGUCGCCACCAAUACAGCUGGCGUACGACGCGCCUUUGGAGCGCCACUCUGCUCGUCGCAACUCGGCCAUUUCGUUCACCUCGACAGCGUCGAGUGUACUCCUCACGCCGCCGGCCGAGACCAUGUCGUUCGCCGAGCCCUUUGGCCCCGCCGUUCUCGAAAAGCUCACCCACGGCCCCACGUUCCAAGAUAACUACCAUCCCCCGUGUCACCCCGCCUACAUUGGGAGCGCCGUGCAGGGAUACGCGUACGAGUACCAUUACCAGCAGUUUGUGAGCGCGUACAAGCCCAAACCCCAGUACCACAGAUAUCAACCCGAGUACCCCGCCCAGGGCCAUUAA
Messenger RNA from Cutaneotrichosporon cavernicola, 1320 nucleotides. RefSeq lists its product as uncharacterized. Gene Ontology annotation, molecular function: sequence-specific DNA binding; zinc ion binding. Gene Ontology annotation, biological process: regulation of DNA-templated transcription. The record is from RefSeq and is a predicted model, not a curated record. The transcript is spliced from 4 exons. Bases 1 to 1320 code for a protein of 439 amino acids. Lineage: Eukaryota; Fungi; Basidiomycota; Tremellomycetes; Trichosporonales; Trichosporonaceae.